This is a messenger RNA of Nomascus leucogenys (northern white-cheeked gibbon), 1965 nucleotides long. Its product is annotated as run domain Beclin-1-interacting and cysteine-rich domain-containing protein-like. Gene Ontology annotation, cellular component: late endosome; early endosome. Gene Ontology annotation, biological process: negative regulation of autophagosome maturation; negative regulation of endocytosis. The transcript has 8 exons. NCBI's taxonomy places the organism in Eukaryota, Metazoa, Chordata, Mammalia, Primates, Hylobatidae. Gene Ontology annotation, molecular function: phosphatidylinositol phosphate binding. The coding region runs from base 202 to 1491 and encodes 429 amino acids. The record is from RefSeq and is a predicted model, not a curated record.
GGAGCCGGAAGUGGGGGUGGCCGGGAUAGAAGCCGCAGCCAAGGCGGCAGUCGCUGCCGCUGCCGCCGCCCGGGUGUAGCGCAUCACCCGGAGCCCACCGGCCGCAGGUGCCUCCUCCCGCUCCAGGGGGCGCCGGGAGCCCUGAAGGGCGAAGCGGCAGGGACGCCUCUCUUGGGCGAAGAGGCGGCCUCGCCGCCCCGGAUGCGGCCGGAGGGCGCGGGAAUGGAGCUCGGAGGCGGCGAGGAGCGCCUGCCUGAGGAGAGCAGGAGGGAGCACUGGCAGUUGCUGGGUAAUUUGAAGACGACGGUGGAGGGUUUGGUAUCAAGCAACAGCCCCAACGUCUGGUCUAAGUAUGGUGGCUUGGAGCGGCUUUGCAGGGACAUGCAGAGCAUCCUCUACCAUGGGCUGAUCCAUGACCAGGCGUGCCGCCGCCAGACUGAUUACUGGCAGUUCGUGAAAGACAUCCGGUGGCUCAGUCCCCAUGCAGCCCUUCACGUGGAGAAGUUCAUCAGCUUGCACGAGAACGGCCAGAGCAGUGCUGAUGGUGUGAGUGAACCUGCUGUUGCCGAGCUGUGGCUGCAGCACAGCCUGCAGUGCCACUGCCUCUCAGCCCAGCUCCGGCCCCUGCUCGGGGAUAGACAGUAUAUCAGAAAAUUCUACACAGAUGCUGCCUUCCUGCUAAGUGACGCUCACGUCACGGCCAUGCUGCAGUGCCUGGAAGCAGUGGAACAGAACAACCCCCGUCUCCUGGCUCAGAUCGACGCGUCCAUGUUUGCCAGAAAGCACGAGAGCCCACUCCUGGUGACAAAGAGCCAGAGCCUUACAGCCCUGCCCAGUUCCACAUACACCCCUCCAACCAGCUAUGCUCAGCAUUCCUACUUUGGGUCCUUCUCUAGCCUCCAUCAAUCCGUGCCCAACAAUGGCUCAGAGAGAAGAUCUACUUCCUUUUCACUCUCUGGCCCUCCCCGGAAACCUCAAGAAAGCAGAGGGCACAUCUCACCAGCAGAGGAUCAAACCAUCCAAGCCCCCCCAGUUUCAGCCUCUGCACUAGCCAGGGAUUCCCCUUUGACCCCAAAUGAAAUGAGCUCCAGUACUCUGACCAGCCCCAUAGAGGCAUCCUGGGUCAGCAGCCAGAAUGAUUCCCCCGGUGAUGCCAGUGAAGGGCCUGAGUACCUGGCCAUUGGCAACUUGGACCCCCGAGGCCGGACUGCCAGCUGUCAGAGUCACAGCAGCAAUGCCGAGAGCAGCAGUUCCAAUUUGUUCUCCUCCAGCAGCUCCCAGAAGCCAGAUUCUGCUGCCUCUUCCUUAGGGGACCAGGAGGGAGGUGGGGAGAGCCGGCUGUCCAGUGUCCUCCGCAGGUCCAGCUUCUCAGAGGGGCAGACACUCACCGUCACCAGUGGGGCAAAGAAAAGCCAUAUUCGCUCCCAUUCGGAUACCAGCAUCGCCUCCAGAGGAGCUCCAGAAUGUGAUUUAACUUGUUGGAAAUCUUGAGGAGAAGAAUCUCCAAAUCAAAGCCUGUCUUCCCAUGAGCUUUCUUAGAUGUGAAGAUGAGUGGGCUGGACCCUCACUUCACAUCUCCUGCUGCAGGCCUGAUGUCUGCCAUAGUCCAAGCCAUUGGCCUUUGAGCAUGUAACACUUUCCCGCCCCAUUCUUGAAUCCAUAUGGAUUCCAGUGGAAUCCUGCACUGGAAAAAGGGAGCCAGCGAAAAUGUGUGCAGAGGAUCUGAGGAAACAUGGGUCACGCGCAGCUUCUUCUUGGACAAGCCAUCCGUCCUUCACAACUGGGGUUUCCUCUUGGGAGUUCCAUCCCCACUUCUGCUGGGUAAAAUUUAGGACACUUUUUUUCUCUCUCUGUAUUCUCAUUGCUCUAUCUGGACUCUCCUCUGCACCUGUCUGUCUACCUGCAGGAGGCCCCAGGAAUAUCACCAUUAUAGUUGAAGAUCCCAUUGCAGGUUUGGGAAUCGGU